AUGUUGGUAUAUUAAUUGAUUAAUUGUAGAGAUUGUAGAAAUAAAUAUAACUAACAAUUAUAAGAGUAGAGUAAAAAUGUUAAGAAUAAUAAUAAAAUAAUUUUAUUCAGUUAUUUUAAGUGGGUUUGAAAAAAAAUAUCGUUUUUGUUUAAGUGAUUAAUAAAUAAAUGAAAUUGGUAUUAGGUUUGACCAUCCUAUUGGCAUUAGGCAGUUGUGCUUCUUUCUUGGAAGAACAACAACCAAUGGAAAAUAAAAUAUAUAAGAUUAAGUUGGAUAGAACAGAAUCAUAGGCAAGAAAAUCAUUAUUUGAUUUUAUUACAACAAGUUAAUAAUACAGAAAGAGUUCAGACUUGUUGGGAGAAUCAGAUAUUGAGAUGACAUAGACAAAAUAAAAGGAAUCAAUAAAAUUAUACAACUUUAAGAAUACUUAAUAUACAGGAGAGAUUGGAUUAGGUGGUUAGGAUAACAAAUUCAAGGUAUAAGUAUAAUUUAUGUUAGGUUAUCUUUGAUACAGGAUCUGCUAAUAUUUGGUUAAAUUCAGCAAGAUGUAAUGAUUAUGGAUGUAAAAAUCAUAAGCAAUAUGAUGGUUCAAAGAGUUCAACUUAUGAACAUUUAGGUUAUGAUUUAGAUGUAGAAUUCGGAACAGGAGAAUUGAUGGGAGAAGUAUAUAAAAAUAGCAUAAAUUAUUAGAUUAAUGCUGAUACUGCAUAUGUUGGUGGAGUAAAGAUUGCUAAAUAAGAAUUUGCAGAAAUAGUAAGAGAGAAUGGUGAUGUAUUUGCAUAAUCAGAUUUUGAUGGUAUUGUUGGAUUAGCAUAUCCAACAAUGGCUGCUUAUAAUUUCAACCCAUUAUUUGAUAACAUUAUGCAAUAGAAAUUAUUAGACAGAAACGUGUUUUCUUUCUAUUUUUCAAGAUAAGAAGGUUCUAGAUCAUCUGAGUUAACAUUGGGUGGUUGGGAUAAUGAUCAUUUCACUGGAGAUUUACAUUUCCAUAAUGUUGUUAAUAAAUAUUAUUGGUUAUUGGAUGCUGAUAAUAUUUUAGUCAAUGAUAAAGAUGUAGGACUUUGUAAACAUGGAUGUAAAGUAGUUGCUGAUACUGGUACUUCAUUAUUAACUGGUCCAUCAGAAGCUUUAUAUGAUUUACUUGGUAUUCCUUUAUUUUAAUUUUAGAUACCUUGAACAUUGAUGAAAACUGUAGUAACGUUAAGGAAUUACCAAAAUUAACAUUUGUUUUAGAUGGUAUUAAAUAUGAUUUGGAUGCUAAUGAUUAUGUGAUGAAAAUAGAUUCUUAAGGAAAUGAAGUAUAUAUAAUAUUCAUUAAUUUAGGUUGCUUAUGAUACCUUUGCUAGUACUGAUAGUUUUGUAGAAAUGGGAGCAAAUUGCCAAUGUGUUGGAUCAUUUAUGCCUUUAGAUAUUCCAUCACCUUAAGGACCAGCCUGGAUUUUAGGUGAUACUUUCCUUAGCAAAUUUUAUUCUGUCUACGAUAGAGAUAAUGAUAGAGUUGGUUUUGCUAGAUCAAAAUGAUUCAUANAAUAAAAUUAUACAACUUUAAGAAUACAUAAUAUACAGGAGAGAUUGGAUUAGGUGGUUAAGAUAACAAAUUUAAGGUAUAAGUAUAAUUUAUGUUAGGUUAUUUUUGAUACAGGAUCUGCUAAUAUUUGGUUAAAUUCAGCAAGAUGUAAUGAUUAUGGAUGUAAAAAUCAUAAGCAAUAUGAUGGUUCAAAGAGUUCAACUUAUGAACAUUUAGGUUAUGAUUUAGAUGUAGAAUUCGGAACAGGAGAAUUGAUGGGAGAAGUAUAUAAAAAUAGCAUAAAUUAUUAGAUUAAUGCUGAUACUGCAUAUGUUGGUGGAGUAAAGAUUGCUAAAUAAGAAUUUGCAGAAAUAGUAAGAGAGAAUGGUGAUGUAUUUGCAUAAUCAGAUUUUGAUGGUAUUGUUGGAUUAGCAUAUCCAACAAUGGCUGCUUAUAAUUUCAACCCAUUAUUUGAUAACAUUAUGCAAUAGAAAUUAUUAGACAGAAAUGUGUUUUCUUUCUAUUUUUCAAGAUAAGAAGGUUCUAGAUCAUCUGAGUUAACAUUGGGUGGUUGGGAUAAUGAUCAUUUCACUGGAGAUUUACAUUUCCAUAAUGUUGUUAAUAAAUAUUAUUGGUUAUUGGAUGCUGAUAAUAUUUUAGUCAAUGAUAAAGAUGUAGGACUUUGUAAACAUGGAUGUAAAGUAGUUGCUGAUACUGGUACUUCAUUAUUAACUGGUCCAUCAGAAGCUUUAUAUGAUUUACUUGGUAUUCCUUUAUUUUAAUUUUAGAUACCUUGAACAUUGAUGAAAACUGUAGUAACGUUAAGGAAUUACCAAAAUUAACAUUUGUUUUAGAUGGUAUUAAAUAUGAUUUGGAUGCUAAUGAUUAUGUGAUGAAAAUAGAUUCUUAAGGAAAUGAAGUAUAUAUAAUAUUCAUUAAUUUAGGUUGCUUAUGAUACCUUUGCUAGUACUGAUAGUUUUGUAGAAAUGGGAGCAAAUUGCCAAUGUGUUGGAUCAUUUAUGCCUUUAGAUAUUCCAUCACCUUAAGGACCAGCCUGGAUUUUAGGUGAUACUUUCCUUAGCAAAUUUUAUUCUGUCUACGAUAGAGAUAAUGAUAGAGUUGGUUUUGCUAGAUCAAAAUGA
This is a messenger RNA of Paramecium sonneborni, 2649 nucleotides long. Lineage: Eukaryota; Ciliophora; Oligohymenophorea; Peniculida; Parameciidae. The record is from the annotation of a GenBank genome assembly.